AUGAUAGAAUUAAUUUGUAUUUUCACAACAGGCGGCAUAAUAUUAUUCCAGUAAUAAUUUUCCACAUUAAAAUCCGAUCUAGUAGAUAAUUUAAUAAAAAAAAAUCUUAUAAACGAUCGUUCAUCUGAAAAAUCUUAUCUCUACGACUCUUAUCGUGUAAUGUGGAAAAGUAAUACUGACAAAAAGCUUAUAUUUAUGAUAGCUUAUGGUGAAUUAUAACAUUUACAAUAUGCCGAUGUUUUAUUAAAAUUAAUUGAAGCUACAUAUAUAAACGAAUAUUUUUCACAAAUAAUAAUAAAAAAUAAUAUAAUAAAAUCCUUCCCUAAAUUCGACGAAGGCUUCUAAUAAGCAGUAUAGACAUGGUAAAAUCACAUCCGAAAGGAAAAACUAUAAAAAGGUAUGAAAACCUUCGAAUAAACAUAAAAAGGAUAAGAAAUAGAAACCAAAAAAAAAAAAAAAACAUCCACAAAAAUAUCCACUACAUCUAAAUACGAAACCAAUAAUGAAAAUUAUGACGAAAAAGAUAAUAAAAGAAUGGCAAAAAAAGCUGAAAAAAAUACAAUAUAAAAAUCAACUGUUGUAGUUGAAAAUACAGAAGAAAACGCAUCGUCUUCUAAAAUAAAAAAAAGCAAAGAAAAAGCCAUAGGUACAAGUUAGAAAAUAAAAAAAAGUACACUCUAAGGACUUGACUUUAGUCAUGCUAAUAAAGAAGAAGACAUAAAGAAAUUCCAAGAUUAAUAUUUAGGAGGAGAUGAUUAACAUAUAAAAGGAUUUUACGAUCUAAAUGAUUUAUCUUCAGAUGAAGAUGAAUAAAAUAUUAAAAAAAGAGGUUUUUUUGCUUCUUUAUCGAAUUCAUUGAAAUAAUUAACAGGCUCAAAAGUAUUAGAUGCUUAAGAUUUAUAGCCAGUAUUAGAGAAAUUCAAAGAUUAAUUAAUGAGUAGAAAUGUCGCUGAACAAAUAGCCUAAUAAUUAUGUGAUAGUAUAAAAUAAAAUCUCUUAAAAACUAAAUCUUAGGCCUUUACUACUUUAUAUAAGACCGUAAAAGAGUCACUUUAAGAAGCCAUAAGUAAAAUUUUGACCCCAAAGACUAAUAUAGAUAUAAUCUCGGAAGCUUUAAGUGCCAGAGAAAAAGGAAAACCUUAUAUAAUAACCUUUAUUGGUGUAAAUGGGGUUGGAAAAUCCACAAAUUUAGCUAAAGUAGCUUAUUUAUUUAAGACCUAAGGAUUUUCUGUUAUGUUAGCAGCUUGCGAUAAUUUCAGAGCUGGAGCAGUUGAAUAAAUAAAAACUCAUGGAAGGUGUUUAAAUAUUCCAGUUUAUGAUAAAGGAUAUAGGGAAGAACCUGCAGAUAUUGCCUUCUAGGCUAUCAGGGAGGCUACAAUGAAAAAAAUAGAUAUCCUCUUAAUUGAUACAGCUGGUAGAAUGUAAGAUAAUGAACCUUUAAUGAAACAAUUAAGUAAACUUGUAGUGAUGAAUAAUCCUGAUUUAAUUCUUUUUAUUGGAGAGGCUGUAGUAGGGAAUGAUGGAACGGACUAACUUAUGAAAUUUAAUAAGGCGUUAGUUGACUUAUCACCUAAAGAAAAUAUUAAGGAAAUUGAUGGUAUUAUUUUAAGCAAAUUUGAUAUUGUAGAAGAUAAAGUUGGAGCAGCUUUAAGUAUGACUUAUAAUACAGGAAAACCUAUUGUUUUUUGUGGAGUAGGAUAAAAAUAUCCUCAUUUAAAAAAAUUAAAUGUAAGAACAGUUGUUCAUGCACUAUUAAAUUGAUUUUAUUAUUUAUAUAAUAUUAUACUUUUUGAGAAAUAAUUAAUUUUUUUUUUUUUUUAAUCAUAUUAUUUAUUAUUGUUUUUUAAUUAUAUUUUAUUUUUAUUUUUUUUAAAAAAAGUAAAUUUUAAUUAUUU
This is a messenger RNA of Ichthyophthirius multifiliis, 1895 nucleotides long. Its product is annotated as signal recognition particle receptor, putative. Gene Ontology annotation, biological process: SRP-dependent cotranslational protein targeting to membrane. The record is from RefSeq and is a predicted model, not a curated record. Lineage: Eukaryota; Ciliophora; Oligohymenophorea; Hymenostomatida. Gene Ontology annotation, cellular component: endoplasmic reticulum membrane; signal recognition particle receptor complex. Gene Ontology annotation, molecular function: ATP hydrolysis activity; GTPase activity; GTP binding. The transcript is spliced from 4 exons.